Aspergillus sclerotioniger CBS 115572 is the source of this 838-nucleotide messenger RNA. RefSeq lists its product as uncharacterized. The coding region runs from base 32 to 802 and encodes 256 amino acids. The transcript has a single exon. Lineage: Eukaryota; Fungi; Ascomycota; Eurotiomycetes; Eurotiales; Aspergillaceae. The record is from RefSeq and is a predicted model, not a curated record.
CUAUCCCUGCCUCCUUCGUCGCAGUUCUAACAUGAAUUCCCCGUCCCCUCACGACGAAGUUACUGUUGCCUUUACCGUGACGCUAUCAUCACCAACCCUGUCACUUCCCCUCUCCACCCCUCUGAAGGUGUUUAUCCGCCCCCGAAUCAUCAAGUCGACCCGCCCUGGCGAGCCGGUCACCCUCCUGGUGAAUGACUCGGCCCUAGAAGCGAGCGAACCAGGCCAAUGGCCAAAGGCAGUCGCAUUGGGCGCCCUCGGGCAGGGCCUACAAUCGAAGCAUGAUCCGACCCGGGUAAUCCCCUUUGGUGUCCUAAUUCCACAUUACCCUGAGCCGUAUUACAGUCCCACGAGUCUCUAUGGGAGGGGCCACUUUGUCACCCUGCCUGGAUCCGGCGACGAGGUGGUGAUUACCCAUGAGAUCACCAGAGAGCGGCUCUUCGUACGGUCGGAUCUUCGUCCCGAGGAUAUCCAAUCCGGAGAGGAAUUCCAAUUAUGCGUGAGUCGCCAUGGACGUCGAAUCGAGUGGUGGUGCUGGGGUGACUUGGAAGGGGAUUUGCAGGGGAAGAACCUACAUCCCUGGGUACAGGGGGAAGACAACAUCAAUGCGUGGCAUCCCAGGCCGAGCCCGGAGGAAAUUGAGAGAGAGAAUCAUGUCCUUGGGGGCGAUCCGGACAAGAUUCUGGUGACGGAUGAGUCUGGCUGGGUGCCGAUUACAAUAGUCAGGGACGUGGUUGGGGAUGACACUGACAGGGUUGAUGUUACCGCACUUCGGAGCUCGUGCCCCGCGCUCCAUCCAAGAUGAAUUUGUAGGAACUUGGAAAUUCUCACCUACAAAGAG